UGGGGCGCCCGCCCGCCCGAGCGCCCCCUCCCCAAAGUCCCACCUCCCGGUCGCGCGCCGGCGGCGGCGGUGAAAGUCUCUCCGAAAGCGUGAAGGGGGAUUGGAGGAGAUUUUAUUUCCCUUUGUGCCCGUGACUCGGGCCGGAUCGAGGCGGCGGGGCCGGGGACCCCGGGCUUGGGACUCCCCCCGGAGCGGCGAGGAGCGCAACAAAGGAUGCGCCCCACCGGGGUCAUCGUCCCCGCGGCCCAACUUUGCGCGCGGCGCCCGCGCCCCCGGGGAGCCCGCCCGCUGCGUUGAGAACCCAGGCGUCCGGGCUGAGCCAAGGCUGGGGGUGUCCGCUGGCGGCGCUGUCCCCGCCCUCGGCUCCCAGGAGGGGGAUUCCAGAGCUUCCAGGAGGCGGCGGGUGGCCGCGCCGCGCACGAGACAGCUCUGCCCGCGGAAACUCCGCGCGCUUCCGCGGAUGCCCCUGGCUCCGGCCGGACUACCCCGCGCUCGGCGUUCAGGGCCCCGCGCGACGCCCGCUUCCCACGCCGUCCUUCCAGAGCUGGGCUAAGGUGCAAUUUUGCUCCUCCUUUCCCCUCCCUCCUCUUGUCUCCUCCUUUUUCUCCCCUUUUCACCCUCCUCUGAGCCCAGCCAAAGGGCACACCUGAUCUUUCUCCUCCUCCUUCCCCUCCUACCUUCUCCCUGGGGACCCUGCCGAGGAAGAGGGCCCAGAAGAGGACAUGCGGGUCCCCCGCUGACAGUGGCCAGGUUUGGGGUGACACGCGCUCAGAUGGCCAAGUGGCUCCGAGACUACCUGAGCUUUGGCGGUCGGCGGCCCCCUCCGCAGCCGCCCACCCCCGACUACACCGAGAGCGACAUCCUGCGGGCCUACCGCGAGCAGAAGGAUCUGGACUUUGAAGACCCCUACGAGGACGCCGAUAGCCGCCUAGAGCCCGAUUCCUCCGCGGGGCCCGGGGACUCCAAGGGCCCUGGAGACGCGAAGUACGACUCUCCAAAGCACAGGCUCAUCAAGGUGGAGGCAGUCGACAUUGCCAGAGCCAAGGUCUUGCUGGGAAACCCCAGGGAAGAGUCGAAAGUCGACACUGAGUACUCGGACCCCUUUGAUGCCCAGCCCCAUCCACCACCCCUGGAUGAUGGCUACAUGGAGCCCUACGAUGCCCAGCGGGUCAUGAGUGAACUGCCAUGCAGGAGGGUGCAGCUGUAUGACACCCCUUAUGAGGAGCAGGACCAAGAACUGGGAGAUGGGCCCCCUUCAGGGCAGAAACCUCGACAGAGUCGGCUGCCCCAGGAAGAUGAGCGGCCAGCAGACGAGUAUGACCAGCCCUGGGAGUGGAAGAAAGACCAUAUCUCCAAGGCGUUUGCAGUUCAGUUUGACAGUCCAGACUGGGAAAGAACCUCGGGCUCAGCCAAGGAGCUCCGGAGACCGCCGCCCAGAAGCCCCCAGCCUGCAGAGCGCGUGGACCCGGCCCUGCCCCUGGAAAAACAGCCGUGGUUCCACGGCCUGCUGAGCCGGGCGGAUGCCGAGAACCUCCUGUCGCUCUGCAAGGAAGGCAGCUACCUUGUGCGGCUCAGUGAGACCAGCCCCCAAGACUGCUCCUUGUCCCUCAGGAGCAGCCAGGGCUUCCUGCACCUGAAGUUCGCGCGCACCCGAGAGAACCAGUUCGUGCUGGGUCAGCACAGCGGCCCUUUCCCCAGUGUGCCAGAGCUGGUGCUCCAUUAUAGCUCCCGCCCACUGCCCGUGCAGGGUGCCGAGCAUCUGGCCCUCCUGUACCCGGUGGUCUCACAGACCCCCUGACCUGGAGCCUCAGCCCUGUACCCGGGCUGUGAGACCCCAGAUCACUGGCUGCAAAUAUUGGAGGUCUUUCCAGUCCCGGGGGAGGCUGGAUGGAGAGACCUCUGCUCCUCCAGGCCCUGCUCGGCCCCCUUCUGGGUUCUAGGGCCCAGAACUGUGUCUGGAACCCCUCCUCUGGCCUGGAAAAUAAAUAAGUUAUUGUGUA
Messenger RNA from Bubalus bubalis (water buffalo), 2000 nucleotides. It is a transcript of the gene SHD, whose product is annotated as Src homology 2 domain containing transforming protein D. Gene Ontology annotation, molecular function: phosphotyrosine residue binding. Bases 773 to 1798 code for a protein of 341 amino acids. The record is from RefSeq and is a predicted model, not a curated record. Lineage: Eukaryota; Metazoa; Chordata; Mammalia; Artiodactyla; Bovidae. The transcript is spliced from 6 exons.